Molecule: messenger RNA, 1440 nt
Organism: Caenorhabditis sp. 36 PRJEB53466
Lineage: Eukaryota; Metazoa; Nematoda; Chromadorea; Rhabditida; Rhabditidae
Source: the annotation of a GenBank genome assembly
AUGGCCGUUACGUAUGCCGCCACGGCCAGUGAUCCUAUUGACUCGGUACGUUUCCAUCUCUAGAAGCAUUUCGUUAAUCCAUGUGCCAGUUCUAACCGGCUUAUGUGCAAGUUUGAUCAUUUCUCCAGAGUUCAGUUAGUCUGAAAUACUAAAUAGUCAAUCCUCAAAUCUAACCCUCCAGAUUCGAAUAACGGCAACGUAUCGCCGUUUGUUUUUAUCUUAUUUCAUCUCAAUGAUCCGUCUGAUAGUGCAAAACAAUGGCGCCUUCUGACCCUGAUCGUUUGUAACCAGUCUGUUUCGACUGGCCAUUCGCAUCAUGCGCCCAAUCAGCUGAUUCCUUUUUUAUCACCUCGAAGAUGUGUAGUUUGUGAUAGCUGCUGUUAUUGUGGCUUCUGUGACCAAAAAUGUUCCCGGACAGGACGAGUGUAGCCUAGACAAAAUGUGUUGUCGGAAUAAAUCGUCCGAUCAUUCGACCUCGCAGUAUUUGAUUCGAUAUCGUUCAGAUCUCCAGCCAAGGAGCGGAGAUUCUCAACAAAGCGAAACUAACAGGACAGUCGGUGAGACAAUGCUCGUGUGCGGAGCAGAGAAUCUGUGUGGAGGAGAUGAAGUCUCAGGCGAAGGACUGCACUGUCCCCUGCUUCCAAAAGUUUUCUACUGUGAGUUUGAAGGUUUGGAAAACGUAAUGAAGACGGAACAAAGUUGCAGAUCACUGCCCGUCCGAAUGAUCUGAAGAAAUGUUUCGACGAGAAGGAUAACAUCCUCGAGGAUUUCCUGACCUGUUUCGAGAACCGCGUGGAAGCGUAAGACAUUCCUCUGUGAUGCAAUGUGGACAGUUUGUGUUCAGAUGUGUGAGUGACCAACACGGCCCACAGAUCCAGAAGACCGACAUCCGCGGAAUUUUCAAGGUGACCGAAAAGAGCAUCGCCACGCAGACAAACACGUUCCAAACGAUGAUCAAACCCAUCAAGCACAUUUUGGAUGCGACUGGCGAGUUCGCUCUUUGCGUCAAAGACUGCUUCCUGGAGAGAAACAAGGGCGGCUUCUGCUUCGACAGAAAAGCGUGAGUACACUUGAUCCAUGGUAUUUCGAGAAUAGAAUAGUGACCAACGAACAAAUCGCCGAGGCCGCCAAUCACAAACCACCGUUUUGGGCAUCCGAACCGGUUCGGCCACUUGAAACUAAUCAUCAACAAGUUCAGAUGUCAACCUUUGGUUGCCGAAUCGAAGGCGAGACAGUCGUUCCGUACGUGCACCAAGAAGAUGCACUGGAAGCGGGAGGCCGGAGAGCUGUGCGAAUGCUCCGUGAACGCCGGCGUCGAGUGAGUUCCCCGUUGGCUUCAGAUCCUCACUUCUCUUUGUUAGUUCCAGAGAGCUCAGACAGUACUGCGCCAUGUUCAAGCUGAUGGGCAGACGUGCUCCGAUGAGAAAGACCCGUGGAUGA